AUGGUGCCUGAUCAUUUGCUCGAGGGCCCGGACGUACCGAAUUCUGCAAAACGUUUGAUCAUGGCGGUUGACUUUGGGACGACGUACUCUGCCAUCGCCUAUGUUGCUCUUGAGGACGGUCAGUCGGGCGAUUAUCUCGCUGCGGCGGAUAUCCGUACCAUUCAGAACUACCCCGACGAUGCGACCUUCGGGAACCUGAACGACGAGAUGAGAAGCGAAGUGCCGACCGAAGUGAUCUACCCAUCGAACAGUAGCUUCCGCGUAAACGAAGGCAUGAGCGAAGGGUCAUCGGAGACUGAACACCAACUCGACGAUCCACCGGCUUCCAGCGAAGCGGCCCGAGACGGCCAGGACGAACAGAGCAGCUCGAGCAACCGGCUGGCUGUAUUUGGCAGCGAUCAGUACGACCGCGAUACGGAGGAGAUGUCUGUCGACGAGGACAACACAUUCCGCUGGGGCUACGGGGCUCACGAGGCAUGGGGCAGGUCUUCAACCCAUGUUGAUAGCCACCAUGCGCCUCUGGCUAGGUUCAAACUACUUCUCGACGACAGUCCCAGAACAGCAGCGGUUCGAGACGAGCUGAGUGUGACCGUCAACAAGCUGAAGAGAAAGAAGAUUAUCAUCCAAGACCAUCGCGAAGUCAUCGUCGACUUCCUGACCUGCCUCUUGCGACACGCAAGGUCUGAGUUGCAGAGCGCCGGGUAUGACGACAACUACAAGUUGGAGAUGGUCCUUUGUGUCCCGGCUAUCUGGACCCAAAAGGCUUGUCGGAUCAUGCAGACGGCAAUGGCCAAGGCCAUGAGGCAGGCUGGGCUUCCAGGUGUUGACGAGGACAACAGUAUCAAAGAUCUCUUCAUUGUCUCCGAACCGGAAGCAGCAGCUGCGUUCGUCUUGGCCGAGUCCCGCGAUAUAUCGAGAAUGCUAACGAACCGAACAAAUAGCCAGGAGACACUUUUGUGUUGUGGCCUUUACGGAUCCAGUUAUAUCAAUGAAGGUUUCCGUGCUCUGCUUCGAGACCUCCUCUCUGGCGAGACGUACCUCGAGACCGACGAUAUGACGAUCAAUGGUUGGAUCGAGAAAAUCAUGGUGAACGACUUCGAGUACAGAAUCAAACGGACUUUCGACUGCUACUCUGCUAAACGCCACAAGUCGUUUGAUGUCCCCGGCCUGCGCGCCAACCCGGAAAAGGGAUUCAGGAGAGGCAGCGUUCAGAUCCCAGAGAUCUUCCUCGGGCGGCUGGAGGGCAUCGGGUCGGUCAUGGAGGAGCAGAUUGACAAAGCGUUUGCUGCGGACACCAGAGUCACGAAAGUUCUCCUCAUUGGCGGAUUCGCAGCUUCUGUCUCACUGCGUCGAUAUAUCGCUGAUCGUCUCGUGGACUUCUGUCACAAGAAGAAUUAUCCUUUACCACAGCUACUUCAUCCGCCCAACACCGCCACUGCAGUAGCUCGCGGUGCUGUUCUCCGCGCCUUCGACAAGGAGCGUGGCCCCCGAAGAUUCGCACGAUCUAGCUACGGUGUUCUGCGAACCGAGGAAUGGGAAGCCUUUCCCGAACACAGAGACGGGGGCAAAAAGUCGUAUGACCGUCAUGACGGUCAGCCCUACGCGGUUGGCACCGUGGACUGGGUACUCAAACUGGGCCAAGAGGUGGAUCCAGUCUGGACCUGCCGCCCCUUUCUGUGCAACCACACAUUCGACUGCUUUCCUGUGCGGGACCUGGUCUGCAAAGAAGUUCUUUACCUGGGCCAUCCCAACAAUGCGGGCGCAGAAGUAGUGGGGGAAAUCGUGGUGGACUUCUCUUUCCUCCGCACCGAGGGCCUGAUACAGCCCAUCGACGGCGGAUUCAAUAAGAAAGGCAAGCGGGUCGGAAGGCGACACUACCGGGUGACGUACACCAUGGUGAUCAAGGUCGUAGACCGCGACCUGCGAUUCAGGAAGAAGUGCAAGAUCAACAUCGCUUCUGGCUUCUUGCCGGGAGUCAAAUAG
Messenger RNA from Chaetomium strumarium, 1983 nucleotides. RefSeq lists its product as uncharacterized. The transcript is spliced from 9 exons. Lineage: Eukaryota; Fungi; Ascomycota; Sordariomycetes; Sordariales; Chaetomiaceae. The coding region runs from base 1 to 1983 and encodes 660 amino acids. The record is from RefSeq and is a predicted model, not a curated record.